AUGUUUGACGUGCCAUUAAUCGAUGACAUUGAGGAAGAUCCAGUAAAUGACAAUAUUUUAGAAGAAAAUUCCACAGAAUUUGAAGGUUUUGAUGGAGAGUACGGACCGUACUUUCCAAAUUUUACGUCUGCAACAUUUAUUACAAAAUUCUUAUCCGGGGCUGUUUCGAUUCUAAAUGGGGACGAUUUUCAUCCGGGUAUGUUAUGUUUAGCAACUAGCGCAUAUGAAGACCUAGCCAAAAUAAUUACUCAUCCUAAAUUUCGCAAAGAAGAUGUUAUCGGGAAUAUUAGACGUAUGCGUAAGUGGAGGUAUAGGUUACCUCUACUUACAGUACGUCAACAUGAUGUGCCUAUUUGUUCUCAAAAGGCACCAUCUGCACUUGCAUCUUCAAAGAAAGCAUUUACAAUAUCUCCGUUAACAUAUUUGGAGCGUAUAUUAAAUAAUCCGGCAAUUACACCUAAAUUAUACUUCGGACCUGGAGUAAUUAAAAAUGAAAAAAGCGAAUUCUGGCACGGAAACCUCUGGCAAGAAUCUCCGCUUUUUGGAUCACAUGAUAUAAGAAGCAAUAGUGGAG
Messenger RNA from Dentiscutata heterogama, 574 nucleotides. NCBI's taxonomy places the organism in Eukaryota, Fungi, Glomeromycota, Glomeromycetes, Diversisporales, Gigasporaceae. The record is from the annotation of a GenBank genome assembly.